AUGAAACCCAAUAAAUAAAUAUUUCAUGAAAAUAUCUUAACAUAACAAUAAUAAGGAUAAAUUAUCAAGAAUGUUUCAGGAUGGCGACCUUCAAAAAUUUUAUCAGCUUCCCCUCUAAUUAGAACUGAUUAUACUAUAACUUUUACUGAUGAUAAAUAAGUAAUUUAUAUGCAAUAAGGAAACAUCCUAAAAAUGUAUUCUAUUAUAAUCAAUAUAUAAAAUAAUUAGUUACAAAGAUGCAGAUUUUAAAAAUUCUAAUAUCAUCUAAAAUUUAGAAUAGCUAGAAAAAUUAGAAUGGAAGGGAGAACAUGAUUAACUUAAAUAAUAAUUUAUGAAGUACAAGGCUUAUUGGGAUGGGUAAUAAACCAAAUUAGGGGGAAUUUGCAAUAAAAAAGGAUUAAAGAUAGGAAUCUGGGUGGAACCUUGGGAUAAUUAUUGGAGGUUAGUUAUCAUUUGUUAUUAUUCACUAGUGACUGUAAAGUGAGUUUUGAAGGGUGUUAUGAUGAAAAUGGUCAUAGAGUAGAUAAUUGGAAAUAUAGGGAUGAAUAAAAUACAGAGAUGUAAAAAUAUUAUAUAUUUUUAGUGGUGGUGGUUAUUUCAAUAACGAGGGUUAAAAAAUUGGUGUUUGGAAAGACUUGCAUAUAAGCUAUAAUGGAAAGUAAUUUGAAUUUGGAUUUACAAUAGAUAGAAUUAAUCAAUAUAUAUUGGAUAAUAUAAUAAAGGAGUUAGACAUGGAGAAUGGAUAAUUAACUAUAAUUAAAAAUUCAUGUAAUUUCAAAUAUAUAAUUAGUGGUGGAGGAUUUUACAAUGAAAAGGGUCAUAAAAUUGGUAAAUGGAUUGAGUAAUUUGAUGGAUUUUGGGGGUAAAUUAUUUAUACUAAUGAUAUCAAUUAGUCAUAAUCAAUCCACAUUUAUAGGAAAGUAUAAUACAUUUGGAAUGAGAAUAGGAUAAUGGGAAAUAUAUUGGUAAUGGAAUGGAUUCAAUAAAAAGAUGUAUUAUAGGAAAUAAAUACUAGAGGUGGAGGGUAAUUCAAUGAUAAAGGGUAUAAAAUUGGUAAAUGGGUAGAGUAAUUUGAUGGAUUUUGGAAGUAAUUAUUUUUAUUACCAUUUUAGUUAUAAUCAAACAACAUUUAGUGGGGAGUAUAAUAAACAUGGGAUGAGAAUAGGAGAGUGGGAGAUAUAUUUUCUAGAUUCAUUCAGUAAUUAACCAAAUAACAGAAUGUAACCUAAAUUAUAUAAUAAAUUAUAGAGGCGGUGGAUAAUACAACGAAGAAGGAAUAAAAAUUGGACGAUGGGAAGAAUUAAGUGAUUAAUUUUGGAGGUAUAAUUUAGAUUUAUAGUAAAAUUAUUAGCUAUAAUUAAUCUAUUUAUAUUGGUGAAUAUAAUAAAUAAGGUGUUAAGAUUGGUGAAUGGGAAAUAUUUUAUAAGAAUUAUAAUAUGGGGAAUUCUUAAAAAAUGUAUAUAAAACUAAUAUGUCAAUUUUUAGUGGUGGAGGACAAUAUGAUGAUAAAGGAAACAAAACUGGAAUGUGGGUGGAAUAAAUAAAUGGAUUUAAUUAGUUUUAAUAUUCUCUAUAAAAUAGCUGGAAUUAAUCUACAAUUAGAGGGUUUUAUAAUAAAUAAGGAGUGAAGGAAGGAAUAUGGGAGAUAUUUUGGAAUUGGAAUGGAGAAAAUCAAAAGAUGUAUUUAUUAUAUGAAUAUAAUUAAAUAAUAGUGGUGGUGGAUAUUAUGAUGAGUAAGGACGUAAGAUUGGAAAAUGGAUAGAGUAGAAAGAUGGGUUUGAUUGGUAAUUUAUAUUAUUAAUUUAAUUAAUAAGUACUUAGAAAUUAAUUUUAACUGGAGAAUAUAUUUAAGGUAUUAAAUAAGGGGAAUGGAUAGAGAAUAAAUUAUAAUGA
This is a messenger RNA of Paramecium pentaurelia, 1893 nucleotides long. Lineage: Eukaryota; Ciliophora; Oligohymenophorea; Peniculida; Parameciidae. The record is from the annotation of a GenBank genome assembly.